UUCCCGCCCUUCAGCACCUUGCCUCUUCUGCCAGCUACCGCCGUUCCUCCUCACAUCUCCUUCCUGCUCCUCCUGCUCCCUCCUUUCACCUGCUUCAUUGAUCUGAUCCGCCCCCCUCGACUCUCUCCCUGAAUCAUAGAUUCUCUCCUUCUCCUUGCCCCUUGUCGGUCUCAGACCUGCCUCAGGGUCUCCCAUCCUCCUACCUCCGUUGCUUCGUGAGCCCCAAACGUACCGAAUUCUCUUUUCUUUCCGACUUGAGUCAAUCUUGAACUUAGUCUUGACCACCAGCCUUCCCUGUGAAGCUCUUUAUGCCCACGCCAUUCUAGCAAAAGGCACUAGAUCUGCAUUUCAGCUCAUUUUGGGGGUCCAUCAGUAUUUCUGACGAUCGUCGGCCCAGUUCAUUUCUGUUUGGCAACACAUAUGAUGAAGAAGAGUAACCUCUUGUUUCUUUGCUGCCUAUUGUCAAUUUUGUUGGCAUAUUCUGAAGCUGUCAGCUCGUGCAGCUCAGUUUCUUGCCCGAGGUUCCUGGAGAACCUGUGCGGGUUGCCAGCUCCAGGAUGCGAGGAGGCUCUCACUGCAGAAUUAGCGGAGAAGCUGCAAGGAUCUUAUAUCAAGCCCAAAGAGCAUCCUUACCACAAACUGGAGUGCCCCAAUUGGAAGCAGGUCUGGGAAAAUUUUUCGACUACGCGAACGGAAAUUGCGCUUUUCGUUUCUCCUCCGGUUGUGUCUUUCCCUGCUUUGAAGCUCCAACUUCGCAAAGAUUGAAAGGUGGAGGUGAACGAGAGCGAU
Molecule: messenger RNA, 789 nt
Organism: Guillardia theta CCMP2712
Lineage: Eukaryota; Cryptophyceae; Pyrenomonadales; Geminigeraceae
Exons: 1
Coding region: 421-765 (114 amino acids)
Source: RefSeq, a predicted model, not a curated record